Messenger RNA from Marchantia polymorpha subsp. ruderalis, 2602 nucleotides. NCBI's taxonomy places the organism in Eukaryota, Viridiplantae, Streptophyta, Marchantiopsida, Marchantiales, Marchantiaceae. The record is from the annotation of a GenBank genome assembly.
UGAUGGGAAGAGUCCGAUCGAGGAGCACUCGACGCGAAUAAUCUGCGAUGCUGUCAAAUUUUCCUCGCGAGAGCGUUGCCUAAAAUUGAACCAGAAGGAUGAGAAAAUGUCCUGAAAUUCGGUCGUUGGUUUCGCACUUGUCCGUCCUUAAAAGUCGAUGGAGUCGAGGGCCGCGCAUUGAAGACUCGGACGAUGUGAACCAACUGGUAACGACCCGAUCCGACCUUUCCCUUCCCCUUCGGCAAGGACGGUGCCUUCGGGAUCCCGGGACCAAAGACUUCUAGCGGUUAGAAUUGAUUCCUGCCGAAGAUCGCUUGAGAAGGCGGUGCUGGUCUCAAAAGGCGAAAGAAUCGACGCAUAAUUAACGAGGAGAGGGGCAGAGGGGGAUGCAUGUGAGCUGUCGAGGAUUCCAUGGAGCUCACUCACUACGUCCGCACACUCUUUACUCACGGCUCCGUCCCUCGCUCUCGAGAGUUAUGACGGAGAAGACCGUCGGAGGAAUUGAUGGCUCGGUUAGAACAUUCGCACCUUUUUUCGAAUUCUUGAGUCGCUCCAUGGCUCGUGCCCUAUCCUCCGCUCUGGAGUGAGGACGAGCGGUGGCAGAGAGCGUCCGUGCACGAGUUAUUGAGCGGACAGGGUGUCAGGGCAGUCCGAAAGGUUCGACAGCCAUCGAGUCCUGGAAGCCGGGAUGCGGUCGAACUCCCCCGUGGACUCCGAGUUCAUUGCGGCAUUGGCGGUGGGCCUUUUGACGAAAGCCUGGCUGCUUUCGUCGUGAAGAAUGGAGGAUUCCCACAAAGAGAUGGCAGAUUUUAUCAGCAGAAGCCGUGAGUCAAAUUGAGGGUGGCUAUUGGCCACGGAGAUUGUGGAAUUCGAGCAAUGGGGUGUUUUGGAUUUGUGUCUCACGUUCAAAAGUUUGUGCCAUGGAGAGUACGAGUUCGAGCUUCGAAACGGCCGUGCUAGAAAGCGGGGAAGCUUGAAGGCGGGGUCGAUUGCUUGCCCGUCUCUCGUUCGGUUGCAGGGCUCGGAUCACCAGAGUGUGACGAGAUGGCGUUGCGUCCGCUUCCACUGGACUCAUGCAUAGGGUUUGCGGGCAUGGUGCCGUGCAGCCUUUUGCUCAGUCCCGACAAGAGCAUGAUAAUUUAUCCCCUCGGCACUACGAUCGUCUUGCGCAAUCGAGUUCGUACACGACCCCAUUCUCUCUCUCUCUGUCUGUCUCAGUACGAUCACCCUCUAUAGUAAAGCUCACCUGUAAACUAUUCCAUGGAUGGAUGGCUCACGGAACAAGGCUCAUGUGGCGGAGACGAAGGGGUUUAUGGCCAUAAUUCUCCAUCAGUUCUUUCCAGUGGGUCCAUGACAAGAUAAAAAAAUUUAAGCUGCAAGCGAUCCCCGGAAUUGUCGACCAUGAGUGGAGUAAGAAACGAAAAACCGUGACUGGUUCAAGAGCAAUCUACUUUAGAACUGUGCGAACAAUUUAACGAACACAGUGCCGCCGGUUGUCAGAACCUCGAAUUAUGGGGCCGACCCUGCCUUUGCUCUGGUUUUUCUUUUCUAUUCUUCUCUUUGCAUACGAUUUCGUCAAGAUAUUCCGUAGAGUACAGUUCACGAGUACAUUUCGAUGGAAAGCCCGGGCAUACCUGCGUCUUGGAACCAGGAGGAUGGACGCACAUGGGGUUGACCAGUCGUCUCCUUCUCUGUCUCCACCAGACAAUGCUGGUUCCAGCACCGUAUCUCACGUCUGCGUGUUUGAGCGAUGUGACCUCGAUCUCACAUCGUCCUUUUGAGCAUUCACGAGACCGACUGUAGCGUGUGCUCAGACCGGAUAACAAGCAAUUGUUGUCAGAGCGGCUGGGCUGCACGAUUGCACCCUUGAGAUGCAAAGAUGUCCUCCUUUGGUGCGCGAGUUCCCUGGAUCUGCAUUUGGAAGAGGAAUCUGUCAAUGGGGCGAGUUCAGGACGAGGACGACCUCCGGGGAAUCCAUGGCAGAUCCCUUUCUUUUUCUCUUCAUUGCAAUCGUUUUGCCUCCCUCCUUUCUAUCUCCAGUCGCAUAGCAGUUGUGACUCAUUCGCUGCUCGCCACAGUGCUAACCUUGGAGAUUCCGAGACAAUAAUUCAGCACUGCAGAUAAAAAAGCACAAGGCCGUGCAUGUGAGUUGACCAUGUCCCUCAAAACGGAUCUGGACUAAUUCUAGUUAUGGAAUCAGUUGCCUUUUGCUCCUCGAGACAGCGACGAUUUUAGGGCGAGAAAGGUUGACAUUGUAGAUCUCUUGAGUCUCAGCUGGAGUGCGGAGAUUCCAGUUCCAGAAACUCAAGGUUCUCAAGCAACCUCUACCGCAAGGAUUCGACUAUGUCAACCUCCAGGGCCAGAGUGUCCCUGAGCUCAGACUAUCGUCACAAGGACUGUCGUGAUCCUGAUUUCUCUCCACCAGCUUACUUCUUCUACGGAAUCUCAAAGCUAGCCUGAGGACUUUGUUGAUGAAUUAACUGGAAAAGCUCUUGAUUGGCUCAUGUGCAUGUUCCCAAUAUGAAUAUGAAUCUCAAUCGUAGUAGCAAGUGGAGGAGCUUCAUGUGAGAUCUUCAGUCUCUGGAAGUGGAUUCUCUGCAGU